Molecule: messenger RNA, 1384 nt
Organism: Anneissia japonica
Lineage: Eukaryota; Metazoa; Echinodermata; Crinoidea; Comatulida; Comatulidae
Product: transmembrane protein 128-like
Exons: 4
Coding region: 27-695 (222 amino acids)
Source: RefSeq, a predicted model, not a curated record
AAGUGUCUGCUGCUUGACAGUUUGAUAUGAUCAAGAUGGCAGAAAACGUAGAAAGUUACGAUGAAAUACAGCUAGAAAAUGUAGAGAAAGAUGAGGAUGAAUUUGAUAUUAGGCGAAGAAAAAUUGCGGAAGCAUUUAUCAAUGCGUAUGGAAUAGAUGUUGAGAAAUUCAAGAAUAUUGACCCAGAAAGACUAAUUGAACUUCAAAAGCAGAAGGAAGAAGAAGAAGCCAGGAACAGGUCACCCUACAAUCUGCAGAACCUACUCUGGCUUGUAGCUUUAUUUUGUAUUUUCUAUUAUACAGAAUUUGUCCUUACACUACAAACAGAUCCCAGAAUCAAAAGGGGUUGGCUGUAUACCGGAUGUGUUCUUGUUGGUGUUAAUUGUUGUAUAGGGUUUUACCUGAUUGUUGUAUGCACCUGGAUAAAAAAAAUUGAAGACUGGGAGAGUCACUUCCCUUCAGCUAUUCCAUUAGCAACUGCAUCUUUUGUCUUUGGUUCAAUUUGUUUGAAUGUUGCCCUUUGGCCUGUUUAUGGAAUACUGGCCCCAAUCAUCUUGUUUACAUUUUUAAUGGGUGUAAUUAUCUUUGCUACAUUAAUACCUGGCUCAAGGGUGAAAGAAACAAAAGGCAAGAAAACAAAAGGUGGAUAUCAACGAAUUCCAUCAGAUGAUAAAGAUGCACUUAAAGAAGACUGAAUAAAAACAAUGGCUGUAUUCAUCACAGUCCAAGAAUUGAAAGUACAUUCUAUUAGUCCAUACAUAGUUAAACUACCAUGAUGCAUUUGGCAGACUUGAUUUGAUUUGGCUUUCUAUAAUACACUCUACAAGUCCACUUAAAUCCGAGUACUGAUAAGUAAUACCAUACCGUAAAACCUUGAUUAGAAGCCUAAUGGGCUUAAUCUCGAGAAGAAGCCCAUCUGAAUUAAAGCCCCCCUCUUUAAUUUGCAAAUGUAGCCUCAAAAAGAGGCCCAUCUUCAAAACAAGCCCAUGGGCUUCUUUUCAAGAUAGCAUGAGAUUCUUUUUGAGAUAGUACAGUAAAUACACUGUUCAUAAAUUUCAAAGAAACAAAAUUAAAAACACUUGGUUUAGUAGUUUAGGUGAUUUAAUGCUAGUUAAUACACUCCAUGACACAGAUUGAUGUUGCAGUGACCCUAUUUAUUGUUUUAUAAUAGUAAUUCCCAAUAUUUAGAGCAUUCAUUUUGAAAACAAGCCCCCCCCCCCUUCUUUAAUUUGCAAAAGAAGCCCAUCCAAAGUUCACAAAAAAGAGAAGCCUUUGUGAAGGUAUGUGUUUUAAUGGACAUAUGAACUUAUAAUAAUAAGUUUAUAUAAUAAUAAUAAACAAACUUGAACAGGGAAACAGAGUAGCAGUGGGGGAUCCAAGGUUC